UUUUAGUCAAGGAACCAUUUAUGUAACGGUAGGGUUUAAGCACAGAACACACUUCAUCACUUUCUUCAGCCUCUAAACCCUUAACCACCACCAUGAACUACCGCUUCCAAAACCUUCUCGGAGCACCAUACCGAGGCGGAAACGCCGUCGUUUCCAACAACACUCUCUUAAUCUCCCCAAUCGGCAACCGCAUCUCCGUCACCGACCUCCUCAAAUCCGAAACCCUAACCCUACCAUUCCAAUCUUCAUCCAACAUCUCCAGAAUCGCCGCCUCACCGGACGGCGUUUUCCUCAUCGCCGUCGACGACAACGGCCGCUGCCAGUUCAUCAACCUCCGCCGCCGCGCUGUGCUCCACCGGAUGCAGUUUAAGAAGCCUGUUUCCUGCAUCAAGUUCAGCCCUAACGGAGAGUUUAUUGCCGUUGGUGCUGGUAAGUUAGUCGAGAUUUGGAGGUCUCCAGGGUUUAGGAAGGAGUUUUUUCCGUUUGAAUUGGUGAGAACUUUUGCUAAUUGUAAUAAUAAAGUUACUUGUGUUGAUUGGAGUCCUGAUUCGAAGUAUUUGUUAGCCGGUUCGAAGGAUUUAACCGUUAGGUUGUUUAGUUUGAAGAAAGUUAGGGGUGAGGUUAGUAGUAAGAGUAAGCCUUUUAUGUUUUUAGGUCAUAGAGAAGCGAUAGUGGGAGCGUUUUUCGGAGUCGAUAAGAAAACGAAUGCGGUUGAUAAGGUUUAUACGUUGUCGCGGGACGGGGCGAUUUUUGGGUGGAGGUAUGUUGAUGAGAAACUUGACGAACCGGAAUCUCCGGGUACGCCUGAACGAAUGGAAGUGGAUGGAAUAAGUGACGUGAAGAAACGGAAGAAUGUUGAUGUUGACGAUGAACGAAAUGGUGGUUUUGAAUUGCAUAAAGGAAAGUGGGAAUUGGUGAAGAAGGACUUUUUUAUGCAGGCCCCUGCGAAGUUAACGGCUUGUGAUUAUCAUAAAGGGUUGGAGCUUGUGGUGGUGGGGUUUUCGAGUGGGGUGUUUGGGUUGUAUCAGAUGCCGGAUUUUGUUUGUAUACACUUGUUGUCGGUGUCGAGAGAGAAGAUUACGACGGCUAGUUUUAAUGAGCUUGGGAAUUGGUUGACUUUCGGGUGUGCGAAGCUUGGACAGUUGCUUGUUUGGGAGUGGAAAUCGGAGAGUUAUAUUUUGAAGCAACAGGGGCAUUAUUUUGAUGUUAAUACGAUUGCGUAUUCGCCUGAUUCGCAGCUUUUAGCUACUGGUGCGGAUGAUAACAAAAUCAAGGUUUGGAACGUGUCAUCAGGAUUUUGUUUUGUGACAUUUUCCGAGCAUACGAAUGCAGUCACCGCACUUCAUUUCAUGGCUAGCAACCAUUGUUUACUGAGUGCAUCUUUAGAUGGCACGGUUCGUGCAUGGGAUCUGUUCCGUUAUAGAAAUUUUAGGACGUUUACAACCCCGUCAUCUCGACAGUUUGUUUCUUUGGCAUCGGAUCAAAGUGGUGAAGUAAUUUGUGCUGGAACACUUGAUUCGUUUGAGAUUUUUGUUUGGUCGAUGAAAACGGGUCGGUUGUUGGAUGUUCUUAGCGGUCAUGAAGGUCCAGUUCACGGAUUGAUGUUUUCUCCUACAAAUGCAAUUCUGGCAUCAUCUUCAUGGGACAGAACCGUCCGAUUAUGGGACGUUUUCGAUGGAAAAGGUUCAGUCGAAACAUUUCCACACACUCACGAUGUUCUUACUGUCGUUUAUCGUCCAGACGGCAAGCAACUGGCUUGUAGCACAUUAGACGGCCAAAUUCAUUUCUGGGAUCCAAUCGACGGGCUGUUAAUGUACACCAUUGAGGGGCGGCGCGACAUUGCUGGCGGGCGGUUGAUGACCGACCGUAGAACAGCUGCCAAUUCCACUUCCGGAAAAUGUUUCACUACUCUGUCGUAUUCUGCCGAUGGGAAUUAUAUAUUAGCUGGUGGAAGUAGUAGAUACAUUUGUAUGUAUGAUGUUGCUGAUCAGGUAUUGCUUCGCAAAUUCCAAAUAACGCUAAAUCUAUCGCUAGAUGGAGUUCUCGACGUAUUAAACUCAAAGAACAUGACGGAUGCGGGCCCAUUAAAUCUGAUUGAUGACGAUAAUAGUGACGUGGAUGAUGGUGUUGACAAACAAACACGGGUCAACUCAUCUUACGAUCUACCAGGGUCAAUGCAGAACCGUGGCAGGCCUAUAGCUAGAACAAAAUGUUUACGAAUUGCACCCACGGGCCGCAGUUGGGCUGCUGCGACAACUGAAGGGGUUUUGGUUUAUUCAAUGGAUGAUAAUUUCAUAUUUGACCCCACGGAUCUUGAUAUUGAUGUUACACCCGAGGCAAUUGAAGCAGCUCUCGGUGAAAAUCAACCAAGCAGAGCGUUAAUCCUUAGUUUACGGUUAAACGAAGACAAUUUAAUAAAAAAGUGCAUCGUUGCUGUGGCUCCAGUGGACAUUAAAGCCGUUGUUGCAUCAAUCCCUUUUAAAUAUUUAAAUCGAUUGAUUCAGACUUUUGCUGAGCUUCUGGAAAACUGCCCUCAUUUGGAAUUCAUUCUUCGGUGGUGUCAGGAGCUUUCUAAAUGCCACGGUCAUUCGAUUCAGCAAAACUCGAGGAAUUUGCUUCCGGCUUUGAAAUCAUUGCAGAAAGCGAUUACAAGAUUACAUCAAGAUUUAGGCGAUACGUGUUCUUCCAACGAGUAUAUGCUACGAUAUCUAUGUUCUACAACCUCCAAACCAUGAUGACUUAUGAACACACUUUAUGUUGUUGCCAUUUGUUUUUAAAAUAGCAAUUUUGUUUUGUUACCAAUUUGUGUAGGCUAUGUGUACUGCUAUAAAGGUUAUCAUUGAGGGAUUUUGAUAUUUGUGCUUACUUUGAACAUGGAUGUGAAAUGAAAAUUUUGAAGCAAA
Molecule: messenger RNA, 2903 nt
Organism: Helianthus annuus (common sunflower)
Lineage: Eukaryota; Viridiplantae; Streptophyta; Magnoliopsida; Asterales; Asteraceae
Product: periodic tryptophan protein 2-like
Exons: 7
Coding region: 93-2735 (880 amino acids)
Biological process (GO): ribosomal small subunit assembly; maturation of SSU-rRNA from tricistronic rRNA transcript (SSU-rRNA, 5.8S rRNA, LSU-rRNA)
Cellular component (GO): Pwp2p-containing subcomplex of 90S preribosome; small-subunit processome
Molecular function (GO): protein binding
Source: RefSeq, a predicted model, not a curated record